UCCCGUGCUUCCCGGGUGCCGCAGUGAACUUGAGCCUUCCAGCUUGUGCGUCCAAGUGCUGGAGCGGAGUGCGCGCGCGAGCCGGAGGGGGAAGAUGUUUGAGAGCCUGCGCGAGCGGCUCCUCAGCGUCCAGCAGGAUUUGACCUCAGGGUUGAAGACUUUAGGUGACAAAUCAAGAGAAACCAAAAUAAGUAAACAGAGGACAGUACAAUGUUUGCCAGAGUUUUCUGCUGGAUUAGUUCUGCUGAGCAGGUAUGAAGAUACAUGGGCAGCUCUUCACAGAGGAGCAAAAGAAUCUGCAAAAGCUGGAGAGCUGGUGGAUAGUGAAGUUGUGAUGCUUUCUGCCCACUGGGAGAAGAAAAGAAGUAGUCUCUUAGACCUUCAGGAACAGCUCCAGCAAAUUCCAGUAUUUUUAGCAGAUUUGGAAUCCACAACAGCUAGCUUGAUCCAAUUGGAAGAAAGCUUUAAGGAAAUGGAGAAUCAUUUACUAUAUCUUGAGGAUCUCUGUGGACAGUAUGAAUUGGAAAGAUACAAGCAAAUGCAAAUGCUACAGCUGGAAAAUUACAAGAAGACCAAACGGAAAGAACUUGAAAUCUUCAAAGCUGAACUCGAUGCAGAGCAUGCUCAGAAGGUGCUAGAUAUGGAGCACACCCAACAAAUGAAGCUAAAGGAGAGGCAGAAGUUCUUUGAAGAAGCUUUCCAGCAGGACAUGGAACAGUACCUCUCCACAGGCUAUCUGCAAAUAGCUGAAAGACGAGAGCCAAUAGGAAGUAUGUCUUCUAUGGAAGUGAAUGUGGACAUGUUGGAACAAAUGGACCUCGUAGAUAUGUCUGACCAAGAAGCCUUAGAUGUUUUCCUUAAUUCAGGAGGAGAGGAUGGUACUAUGCCAUCUCCUAUGAUAGGAUCAGACUCCGGCACCUGUCAAAAUGAAAUCAGUCUUCAAGUUCCCACUCAAUCAGAGUUGAGGGAGAAGUUGUCUUCCUCAGCAUCAACCUGGACUGAUUCUGCUAGCCAAGAUGCCAGUGAGGGAGAGUCACCUGUGAUUCAAUCAGAUGAGGAAGAUGUGCAAGUGGACACGGCUCUUGUUGCUGUAAAUAUGGAAAUGAAAGGCCCUUCUGAUGUUAGUGAUGAGAGUGAUUCACAAACAAUUUGAAUCUUAUAUCACAAUGCUCUAUAGGAAUUAGGACCCAGGAAUGAAUGAGUAAAGAAAUGAUUAAAUGAGCUCGUCUGUUGUUAAUAUGACCUAACAUGAAAUUUGAGUUUGACAGUCAUAUGAAAUACUAAUUUUUAUAAAAAAUUCUUGAAGCACACCAUUUAGCAAUAAAGUCUUGGCUUUUGAACAGUAAACCUGUUAUGGAGGGUUAUCCAAAGAACAAAUAAUAAAAAGGGUUUAUUUUGAAAUCAUUAGGAAUGUAAUACAGAAGCCAUGUUUGAUUUUUGUGAAUGCAAUGUUGAUAUCUUCAUUGUUGUACUAAAGACUGAUAAGAUUUGCUGAAGCAAUGCGUUUUACACGCCUAUAAAAAGAACAAAAUGAA
Molecule: messenger RNA, 1535 nt
Organism: Elgaria multicarinata webbii
Lineage: Eukaryota; Metazoa; Chordata; Lepidosauria; Squamata; Anguidae
Gene: DTNBP1
Product: dystrobrevin binding protein 1
Exons: 10
Coding region: 95-1153 (352 amino acids)
Biological process (GO): platelet dense granule organization; neuron projection development; anterograde synaptic vesicle transport
Cellular component (GO): plasma membrane; neuron projection; cytoplasm
Source: RefSeq, a predicted model, not a curated record